This is a messenger RNA of Lagopus leucura (white-tailed ptarmigan), 2529 nucleotides long. It is a transcript of the gene PDLIM7, whose product is annotated as PDZ and LIM domain 7. NCBI's taxonomy places the organism in Eukaryota, Metazoa, Chordata, Aves, Galliformes, Phasianidae. Bases 85 to 1716 code for a protein of 543 amino acids. The record is from RefSeq and is a predicted model, not a curated record. The transcript is spliced from 18 exons. Gene Ontology annotation, biological process: muscle structure development; heart development; actin cytoskeleton organization. Gene Ontology annotation, molecular function: actin binding; muscle alpha-actinin binding. Gene Ontology annotation, cellular component: Z disc; adherens junction; stress fiber.
UCCCCCGGCCGACUGCUUCGCUCGCCCGUUGCGCCGCGACCCGGUCGGCCCCGCACCGCCGGGCGGCCCUGCCCCGCCGCGGAGAUGGGCGAGAUGGAGUCCUAUAAGGUGAUGCUGAACGGGCCGGCACCCUGGGGCUUCCGGCUGCAGGGAGGGAAGGACUUCAGCAUGCCGCUCUCCAUCUCCAGGCUGACUCCAGGUGGAAAGGCUGCCCAGGCCGGUGUGGGAGUGGGCGACUGGGUGCUGUACAUUGAUGGGGAGAGCACCAGCGCCAUGACGCACAUCGAGGCCCAGAACAGGAUCCGCGCCUGCGGGGACAGGCUCUGCCUCACUCUGAGCAGAGCCCAGAACCACCUGGGGAAGCCACAGAAGCACCGCCCUCAACAAAACAGCUCGGCCCUUCGGGGCCGGCUCGCCUCCGAACCCACGGCCCGGGCUGGUGACGAAACCCGUGACGUACGUGCCCCUGGCGCCCGCCUGCACCCCCCAGCACAAUGGGUGCAGAGCCUUGACAAGAAACCACAGGAGCACCCCAGUUCCCCCAAAUAUGACCCCAGCAAGUUGCAUCUGAUCGAGGAUUCUGAGGACUGGCAGCCCCGCAACACCAGCACCCAGUCCCGUUCCUUCCUCAAACUGGCCCAGCUGACGGGCACAGACAGCUUUGAGGACCACGAGGACGAGCUGGUUAGGAAGCCCAGGGGUCCCCGUGUGUCAUUUUGGGGUACAGAGGAGGAGUGGCAGUCCAUGCACCCCCCCGGCACCCCCACGUGUGACCCAGGCAAGCUGCGGCUGAUGGAGGACGCUGAGGACUGGCAGCCCCGCACCGGCACCUCCCAGUCCCGCUCCUUCCGCAAACUGGCCCAGCUGACGGGCACUGAUGGCCUGGAAGAUGAUGAUGUAUUUAUUAAAAAGCCCAGCCAGGUCUCCGUACCGGACCCGUCCCCGGGAGCAGCAAUGAAGACAGAACCAGGAUUGGCCUCCAGGACCCCUGCUGCCACCCCUGGCCCUACCAGCCGCCCACCCUGGGCUGUGGACCCCUCAUUUGCUGAGCGCUACGCCCCAGACAAGACAAGCACAGUGCUGAGCAAGCACAGCCAGCCGGCCACCCCGACCCCCAUGCAGAACCGCAGCUCCAUCGUGCAGGCAGCUCAGCAGGCACCUGAGGGCCCCGGCCGCACCCCCCUCUGCUACAAGUGCAACAAGAUCAUCAGAGGACGCUACCUCGUGGCACUGGGACAUUAUUACCACCCCGAGGAGUUCACCUGCUGCCAAUGCAGGAAGGUGCUGGAUGAGGGUGGUUUCUUCGAGGAAAAGGGCUCCAUCUUCUGCCCCAAGUGCUACGACACGCGCUAUGCGCCCAGCUGUGCUAAGUGCAAGAAGAAGAUCACUGGGGAGGUCAUGCAUGCGCUGAAGAUGACCUGGCACGUGCAGUGCUUCACCUGCGCAGCCUGCAAAACUCCCAUCCGCAACCGUGCCUUCUACAUGGAGGAGGGACAGCCCUACUGUGAGAGAGACUAUGAGAAGAUGUUUGGCACCAAGUGUCGUGGCUGUGACUUCAAGAUUGAUGCUGGGGACCGGUUCCUGGAGGCGCUGGGCUUCAGCUGGCAUGACACUUGCUUCGUCUGCGCGAUCUGCCAGACCAAUCUGGAAGGGAAGACAUUCUACUCCAAGAAGGACAAGCCGCUGUGCAAGAGCCAUGCUUUCUCCCACGUGUGAGGGGCAAGAGUUCAGCUGUGCCCAUGCAUGCCCCUGCUCCUGCAUGCUCCUUUCCCACCCCUUCCCCUGACCCAGGGAGCCAGGCUGAGGCUUCACCCCUUCCCCUUGCUCCUGACUCUUUCCUGGCAACUCCUGGCUGGGCCCUGGCAGAAUCAGCACUGGCCCCUUCCAUCUGGCUGGCUUCUUUUGUGCCCCCCUAGCUGACACAGGAGCCUGGGGAAGGGGAUGCCACAUAGGUCUCCUGCCCUGAGGCUGCACAGCACAAUGCUUGUGCUGAGGCUGUGGCUGGGGAGGGUCUGGUUGCAGCAGAGCUGCUCCUUUGCUUUGAUGGGGCCCAGCUGCCUUGGCACUCAGCACCAGGGCAGGGAUGCUCCUAGCCCCCAGCCUCUGCCAAACUCUUCCCUCACCUCCCCAGCUUCAUACUCAGCGCAUGGGACUUGAGCACUGGCUCUUCUCCCCCUGCCCACAGUGACCCCACAGCCCAGCAAACUGCUGCCGUGGUUUCCUACCCAGCCCCACAUGGCUGCAUGACAUGGGGCUGGGAGGGCCGUGGGGCUGUCUAGUGGCAGCACCACCGUGCCAUGGAGCAGGACUGUGUGCCAUGCCUGCCCUGGCUGUGGGCUGGGAGCGCACACCAGCCUCUGGCUAAUGGGUUCCCAUCAGGCUUGAAAACUGCUUCCUACCAAAGAGCGUGUGCCACCGCUAUCCCAGCACUGUAAAUGCCUCUCCCAAACCCCCACCCUCCGGUUGGGCUGCAUUUGAUGUAGCCACGGUGCUUUUAGUGCCUUGAAUAAACACUUUUUUGCGAGUGCC